AAUUUUUAGGAAAGAAGGGGAGGUGCAUUGAAUGAACAUUGCUAAACAGUGUCCUCCGAGAUUGAGAUAUCCAGAGCAGCGAAGGGUUCGCCGCAAGGAAAAAAACGAAAGGGUAUACCGCCACCGCCGCUGAAUACUUAGAGGUUCAUUCCUACGACACAACUUGCACUGCCUUUUCAACUCGUUAAUUAAAUAUACGGACAAAAGAGUGCCUUUGAGCCGCAUCUAACACCGUCUGAUCUCUGCCUCUCUCUUUUCCUUUGCGUUCUUUGCAUUCGAAGUCUGAGUUCUCUGCUUAGGGUUUUCACAUCUGCAGAAUUCAGAAUGGCUGAGGAAGAACAAGAAACAACCAGAGAAAAUAGUCCAGAGGAAAGGAAUCCAAAAUCAAAUGAUGAAAGGGUAGAAAGUCGACAAAAUAAAAGGAAGAAGCGAUUGUUAGAGGAAUCUGCAAAAGCUGACAAGCGUGGAGUUUGCUACUUGAGUCGGAUUCCCCCACACAUGGAUCCUUUAAAGCUUCGUCAGAUUCUCUCUCAGUAUGGAGAAAUACAAAGAAUUUAUCUUACACCUGAAGAUCCUGCAGCUCAAGUACAUCGUAAACGGGCUGGUGGAUUUCGAGGUCAACAAUUUUCAGAAGGGUGGGUAGAAUUUACCAAAAAGAAUGUUGCAAAGAGAGUUGCUAAGAUGUUAAAUGGUGAACAAAUCGGUGGGAGGAAGAGAUCAUCAUUCUAUUAUGAUCUUUGGAAUAUCAAGUACUUGAGUAAAUUCAAAUGGGAUGAUCUUACCGGAGAGAUUGCAUACAAGAAUGCCGUUCGAGAGCAGAAACUAGCAUUAGAAAUUUCUGCUGCUAAGAGGGAGCGAGAUUUCUACCUCUCUAAAGUUGAUAUGUCCCUCGCUUUGAGUUCUAUAGAAGAACGAUUAAAGAAGAAGAGAAAAGUGCAAGAAGAGUCCGGAGCAACUUCUGAGAUCCCCAGUGGCCAGCAGGCACCAAAGGUGAUUCGCCAAUUCCGACAGACACAACCAGUUGCAGAUAAUGCUGGAGAAAGAAAACGUCGACUUUCUAAAGACAUUCUUGCUGGAGUAUUUGGUGGUUCUUAGUGGAGUUUGUGUAUGGAGGAUAUGCUUCCAAUCCAUGAUGUUCCAACGACUUUCCCGAGUACCUCAUCUUCAAUUUUGUCAGCUGUCGUGUACGGAUUUUGAACUAUAUAUAUUUGGCAGUCCAGUUGAUUGUCAUGAGUCGGAGGAUCUAAUUCUGGCAGAUACUGUGAAUCAUACAUUUUUGUGUUUUGUAAGACAUUAUAAUCUGAGAUAAGAUUUUGACAAUUUUUUUUUCCUUCAAAA
This is a messenger RNA of Cornus florida, 1338 nucleotides long. RefSeq names its product pre-rRNA-processing protein ESF2. NCBI's taxonomy places the organism in Eukaryota, Viridiplantae, Streptophyta, Magnoliopsida, Cornales, Cornaceae. Gene Ontology annotation, biological process: endonucleolytic cleavage in ITS1 to separate SSU-rRNA from 5.8S rRNA and LSU-rRNA from tricistronic rRNA transcript (SSU-rRNA, 5.8S rRNA, LSU-rRNA); endonucleolytic cleavage in 5'-ETS of tricistronic rRNA transcript (SSU-rRNA, 5.8S rRNA, LSU-rRNA); small-subunit processome assembly. Gene Ontology annotation, cellular component: nucleolus. The transcript has 8 exons. The record is from RefSeq and is a predicted model, not a curated record. Bases 325 to 1095 code for a protein of 256 amino acids. Gene Ontology annotation, molecular function: RNA binding.